This is a messenger RNA of Cheilinus undulatus (humphead wrasse), 7137 nucleotides long. RefSeq names its product voltage-dependent T-type calcium channel subunit alpha-1I-like. Gene Ontology annotation, molecular function: low voltage-gated calcium channel activity; voltage-gated sodium channel activity. Gene Ontology annotation, cellular component: neuron projection; plasma membrane; voltage-gated sodium channel complex. Gene Ontology annotation, biological process: calcium ion import; positive regulation of calcium ion-dependent exocytosis; calcium ion transmembrane transport. NCBI's taxonomy places the organism in Eukaryota, Metazoa, Chordata, Actinopteri, Labriformes, Labridae. The coding region runs from base 1 to 6966 and encodes 2321 amino acids. The record is from RefSeq and is a predicted model, not a curated record. The transcript has 38 exons.
AUGACGAGCGAGGAGGAGGAGGGCCCCAACGUUGCAACAUCAACAGCAACGCCACCGUCAUCGGCAACAGUCUCCCUAGUGACAACAACCACAGCCAGGGGUGAUAGCAACGAUGCCGUCAAGUCCUCCUCCCCCUGCAGGCCCUCCUCGUACCACCUCCCAUGUCCCGAGGAAAAGGAGGAGAAAGAGGAGGAAAUAGAAGAGGAAGACGAGAUCAUCCAGGAGGAGAGGAUUGAGAAGGAGGAUGAGGAGGAGGAGGACAUGGUGGAGUGUGACGGGGAUGAUGAAGAUGACGACGCCAGCAGUGACACCAGCGUGUUAGUGGUGCCCUAUCCUGAGCUGGUUCCCGUGGUUUUCUUUUGCCUCAAACAGACGACCUGUCCUCGCAGCUGGUGCAUCCGUCUGGUCUCCAGCCCGUGGUUCGAGCGAGUGAGUAUCAUGGUGAUCCUCCUGAACUGUGUGACUCUGGGAAUGUACCAGCCCUGUGAGAACAUCGACUGCUCCUCAGACCGAUGUCAGAUAUUACAGGCUUUUGAUGCAUUCAUCUACAUCUUCUUCGCUCUGGAGAUGGUUAUCAAGAUGGUCGCUCUGGGAAUCUUCGGACGGCGCUGUUACCUCGGGGACACAUGGAACCGGCUAGAUUUCUUCAUUGUCAUAGCAGGGAUGAUUGAAUACUCACUGGACCUGCAAAACAUCAACUUCACUGCCAUCAGAACAGUGAGAGUACUGCGGCCUCUCAAAGCUAUUAACAGAGUUCCAAGCAUGCGUAUCCUGGUGAACCUGCUGCUGGACACUCUGCCCAUGCUGGGAAAUGUCCUCCUCCUCUGCUUCUUCGUCUUUUUUAUCUUCGGCAUCAUCGGAGUGCAGCUGUGGGCGGGACUGCUGAGGAACCGCUGUUACCCUGAGGAGAACUUCACACUAACUACGGGUAUCAGUCUACCUCGACCCUACUACAUGGCUGACGAGGACGACGAACGGCCCUUCAUCUGUUCCCUACCCAUCGACAACGGCAUCAUGUCCUGCACUGACGUCCCAGCUCGCCGUGAGGGAGGCAGGACGUGCUGCCUGGACAAAGAUGAUGCUCUUUACCGUCAGUCUCUGGGCCUGAGCCCUGAGCCUCUGGCCAAUGGCAGCGUGAGUGUGGCUGGACUGUGUGUCAACUGGAACAGGUACUACACCAGGUGUCAUACUGGACUCACCAACCCGCACAAAGGAGCCAUCAACUUCGACAACAUCGCCUACGCCUGGAUCGUUAUCUUUCAGGUGAUCACUCUGGAGGGCUGGGUGGAGAUCAUGUACUACGUGAUGGAUGCUCAUUCCUUCUACAACUUCAUCUACUUCAUCCUUCUGAUCAUCGUGGGCUCCUUCUUCAUGAUCAACCUGUGCCUGGUGGUCAUCGCUACUCAGUUCUCAGAGACCAAGCAGAGGGAGCACCAGCUGAUGCAGGAGCAGCGGGCGCAGUGCUCGUCCUCCUCCACCCUGAACAGUCAGCCCGGGGACUGCUACGAGGAACUCUUCCAGCUGGUCUGCCACUGCCUCCGCAAGGCCAGGAGGCAAACUGUAGCCUUUUUCAAUGCCCUGCGGGGGAAACCGCGGGGCUUCAGGGGAGUUGGGAGAGGCAGAGGAGGAGGGGAGAUGAGGGAGAGGAAGGCCAACGGAAGAGAGGGGCGAGAGAGGAGAAUGGCGAAGAGGCACGGUAAACAUUGUCCCCACCACAACAAACCAGACCACGCCUCACCCAUGGCUCUCAGCACCACCUCUGCCACUGAGGGCUGCCCGCUGUGUGCUGCAGCCCUGUCCCUCUCUGACGGUGUGGGACCGGUUCGCAGCACACUGAACGAGGAAGCGGAAGAGGGAGCUGUGGAGGAAUCAGACAGGGAAGGAGGUCAAUCUGGGAAUAAAGAGAAGGGCAAGAAAGGAGAGGUGGGUGCAGGGAAACAAGCGGGAUGUUGUCCUAAAAAGAGCUGCAAAGAGCUGUGGCAUGAUACCAGGAUGAAGCUGUGGGGAAUCGUGGAGAGCAAGUACUUCAACCGGGGCAUCAUGAUCGCCAUCCUCAUCAACACCAUCAGCAUGGGCAUCGAGCACCACGAGCAGCCAGAGGAGCUCACCAACGUCCUUGAGAUCUGCAACAUCGUCUUCACCAGCAUGUUCUCCUUGGAGAUGAUCCUCAAAAUCACUGCCUUUGGCUCCUUCAGCUACCUAAGAAACCCUUACAACGUCUUCGAUGGAAUCAUCGUCAUCAUAAGUGUUUGUGAGAUUGUCGGGCAGUCUGACGGAGGUCUGUCUGUUCUGAGGACCUUCAGACUGCUGAGAGUGCUGAAGCUGGUGAGGUUCAUGCCAGCUUUAAGGAGACAGCUGGUGGUCCUUAUGAAGACCAUGGACAAUGUGGCCACCUUCUGCAUGCUGCUCAUGCUCUUCAUCUUCAUCUUCAGUAUCCUGGGGAUGCACAUUUUUGGGUGUAAGUUCAGCCUGAAGACAGAGACCGGUGACACCGUACCAGACAGGAAGAACUUUGACUCUCUGCUCUGGGCCAUUGUCACCGUUUUCCAGAUUCUGACCCAGGAAGACUGGAAUGCAGUUUUGUACAACGGUAUGGCGGCCACUUCACCAGUUGCUGCUCUUUACUUCGUGGCUCUGAUGACCUUUGGAAACUACGUCCUCUUUAAUCUGCUGGUGGCCAUCUUGGUGGAAGGAUUCCAGGCGGAGGGAGAUGCCAACCGUUCUUACUCAGAUGACGACCACUCAUCCUCCAACUAUGAAGAGAGUGAGAAGCACGACUCCAUAAAGCUGUCAGACCCAAGGAUCUGCACACUGACUCCCAACGGUCACCUGGAGCUGGGUGCCUUGUCUGGUCCAAGGGGAUCCUACUCGUCUGGGAGGCAGAGCUUCACCUUUGAGUCCAGGAAGAGCAGCGUGAUGAGCCUUGGCAAGAGCAGCCUGGAGAGACGCUCCCUCUCUCUGCGUCAUGGUCGCAGUUCCAACUACCACAACUGGGGGCGUCCUUUUCCUCCACAGUCUGCAUGGAGCCGCAGGUCGAGCUCAAACAGCCUGGGUCGGAGGAGCUACGGGUUCGGUGGGGCUCCUCUGGUGGGAGGCAGCCUCCGCGUCCAGAGCACACGCACCCCUCACUCCUACACCUACGCCGCAGAGCAGGAGUCCCUUCUCUCCCACCCACCCCACUCCCAUCACCCUCACCCUCCUCAUCACGCACACCCACCUCCACACUUCCUCUCCAGGCACUUUUCUGGAAGGAGAGAUCGACGGGCUCUCUCCCUGGAGCUCCCAGAGCUGCUCCGGGCAGGAGGGCAGGGACAGGCCCCUUGUCUGCCUCCUGUCCAUCCAGAAUCUGGGAGGAGGAGCGGGUCAGGGGCAGGGGGCUCCAUCACUGGGGGGUCCACGGCUGGUAGUGGAUUAGGAGUGGACCACCGAGACUGUAACGGCAAGACGCCUGGUCCAAACACCCACCUGAUAGCAGAAGUUUUCCCUCAGGUGAAUCCACGCAAGGGCAGAGCAGACCUGGAUGAGGAGACGGAUUAUAGUUUGUGUUUCCGUAUCCAGAAGAUGAUGGAGGUGUACAAGCCAGACUGGUGUGAGACCAGAGAGGAGUGGUCAAUCUACCUGUUCUCCCCCCAGAACAAGUUCAGACUCCUCUGUCAGUCCAUCAUCGCUCAUAAGCUCUUUGACUACGUCGUCCUCGCCUUCAUCUUUUUAAACUGCAUCACGGUGGCUCUGGAAAGACCCAAGAUCCUGCAGGGCAGCUUGGAAAGAGUGUUUCUCACCAUUUCAAACUACAUCUUUACUGCCAUCUUUGUGGCCGAGAUGACUGUCAAGGUGGUGUCCAUGGGUCUGUACCUAGGGGAGAAGGCCUAUCUGAGGAGCAGCUGGAACAUCCUCGAUGGUUUCCUCGUGUUUGUGUCCUUGAUUGACAUCGUGGUGUCUAUGGCGGGCGGAGCUAAAAUCUUAGGGGUUCUCCGUGUUCUCAGGUUGCUCAGGACGCUUCGUCCCCUCAGGGUGAUCAGCAGAGCUCCGGGCCUCAAGCUGGUAGUUGAGACCCUCAUCACGUCGCUCAAGCCCAUCGGCAACAUCGUCCUAAUCUGCUGCGCCUUCUUCAUCAUCUUUGGCAUUCUUGGUGUUCAGCUCUUCAAAGGGAAGUUCUACUACUGUGUGGGUUUCGACGUGAAGAACAUCACAAACAAAUCUGACUGUCUGGCUGCCAACUAUCGAUGGGUUCACCACAAAUACAACUUUGACAACUUGGGACAGGCGCUCAUGUCCCUUUUUGUGCUGGCCUCCAAAGACGGCUGGGUCAACAUCAUGUACCAUGGAUUGGAUGCGGUGGGCAUAGACCAGCAGCCAAUAACCAACAACAACCCCUGGAUGCUGCUCUACUUCAUCUCCUUCCUCCUCAUCGUCAGCUUCUUCGUACUCAACAUGUUCGUGGGCGUCGUGGUGGAGAACUUCCACAAGUGUCGCCAGCACCAGGAGGUGGAGGAGGCCAGGCGGAGAGAGGAGAAACGACAGCGGCGAAUGGAGAAGAAGAGGAGAAAGGCCCAGAAGCUGCCCUACUAUGCAUCCUACGGUCCAGCUCGUCUGGCCAUCCACUCCCUGUGCACCAGCCACUACCUGGACCUGGUCAUCACCUUCAUCAUCUGCAUCAAUGUGAUCACCAUGUCUCUGGAGCACUACAGUCAGCCACAGUCCCUGGAGACCGCACUGAAGUACUGCAACUACUUCUUCACCUCCACCUUUGUGAUUGAAGCGUCCCUGAAGCUGGUGGCCUUUGGUUUCCGAAGAUUCUUCAAGGACAGGUGGAACCAGCUGGAUCUUGCUAUUGUGCUGCUGUCAGUGAUGGGCAUCACCCUGGAGGAGAUCGAAAUAAACGCCUCCCUUCCCAUCAACCCCACCAUCAUCAGGAUCAUGAGGGUGCUCAGGAUAGCACGAGUGCUGAAGUUGUUGAAGAUGGCGACUGGGAUGAGAGCUCUGCUCGAUACCGUAGUCCAGGCCCUGCCUCAGGUGGGAAACCUCGGCCUGCUCUUCAUGUUGCUCUUCUUCAUUUACGCUGCUCUGGGAGUGGAGCUGUUUGGAGAGCUGGUAUGUAACGCCGACUACCCCUGUGAAGGGAUGAGCCGACACGCCACCUUUGAAAACUUCGGAAUGGCCUUCCUCACCCUCUUCCAGGUUUCUACCGGUGACAACUGGAACGGCAUCAUGAAGGACACGCUGAGGGAGUGCCCACCGGACCGUCCAGGCAGCGACUAUGGCUGCCAUGCCGGGCUUCAGUUCAUCUCCCCCAUGUACUUCGUGUCAUUCGUGCUCACAGCUCAGUUCGUCCUGAUAAACGUGGUGGUCGCCGUCCUCAUGAAGCACCUGGACGACUCCAACAAGGAGGCGCAGGAGGACGCAGAGAUGGACGCUGAGAUCGAGAUGGAGCUGGCUCAGGGAGGCCUCUGCUGUAUGAUGGGAGGCAUCGGCGCCAUCGCCGGGGCCACAGGCGGCCCUGCGAGCGGGGCCACUGUGGGCGGAGGAGCGUCGGGUGCCAUCACGGCUGGGGCGGUCGGGGCUGCAGGUAUCGGGGUGAUGGCUCCUCUAAGAGAUGGAGGAGGAGGUUCAGCUCAUGAGGGACAUGCUCACCGGAGAUGUCGCCUCUUCUCUCCUGCUGAGGAGAGCCAGUGGCUUGACAGCGUGUCUCUGCUGAUCAAAGACUCUAUGGAGGGAGACAUGAUUGACAACCUCUCGGGCUCAGUUUUCCAUCAUUACUGCUCUCCUCCAGUCUGCAAGGACUGCAAGAGCCACCCACAAGAGCAUAUCCAGUUGGCGGAGGUGGAGCAGGCGUCUCUGAUGUCGGAGCAGCUGUCAGACAAGUCUUCAUCUCUGGCGCUGCCAGACGACCUCAGCCUGGACGAACACAGCAGCUACCAGCUGCUGGUCAGAGACAGCCAGAGAGGCAGCAGUGACUCCCACAGUUCGGAGGAGCUGACCAACCAGGGGGGCUUCAGGGGCUUACAUCCGUCCAGCUCAGGAAGCGAGCUGGGGGUCCAGGAGCUGUGUGAGGUCGGCGUCCAUCCCAGGGUGAACACCCCCUCACCGGAUCAGCCAAGUCCAGAACAUUGUACAGAUGGAGACGGCUGCAGCAGAGGUGGUGACGGGUCGUCACCUGUCCUCCACCUCCCAGCAGACUUCUUCCACCCGGCCGCCGCGGCUCAUCCGGGCAGUCCUGAGAACGGAGUUAGUCCAGGACACAGAGGGCCGUCCAGGUUGGCCUCCCCAGCCUCGUGGGCCUCUCUGCGAUCACCUGGAGCCAACAGCCGGCCCCUGAGCUCUCAGCACCCGUCCCACAGUGACUCCUCCCUGGCCACAGGAAGUUCAGAGGGCAGCCUGCAGACCACUCUAGAGGAAGGACUGAGCUUCAGCAUCUCCCCCCCUCGGGUUCACGAUCUCCCCGUGCCUCUCCACUGCCCACUCCCCAGCCGCACCCCACACACCCAGGAAACGGCGACAGGAGACCAAGGCCACCAUGCACUUAAGAGACGCAGUACUGCUUUGACCCUCCAAGCCACCAGGGGGCACCAGAGGAGCCAGAGCAGCUGCGGCGGUGGCAGCACCAGCCCCGGCUGCCCCCGUCAGGACUCCAUAGACCCCUCGGACGAGGACGUGGGCACGGGGACGGGUGGCGAACACUUGUCGGAGACUCUGAACAGCCUCUCGCUCACAUCGCUGCUCACGCCGGGCUCUCUGGCUCCCCCGCUGGUGAAGAAAUGUAACAGCACAGGCUCACUUAACCAAACAAAUCUGUCAGCUCGUAGCAAAGAUGGACGCAGCUUUUAUGGCAUAGAUUCCCACGGUUUCUUGUCCAACCCGUGGACGGAGGGAAGGGCAAGGAGUGACGAAGAGGUCAGUGACAUCACAGCCUUCAGCAUGAAGAGCAGCAGCCAGCCAACAGACACAAGCUCCAGGAAAAAUAGAUGAAACACUUGUUGCCUCUCUGUAGUCGAACUCUUUAACUAUUUGCAUUUCUGAACCUCGAACAGUACAGGGAGAGACUUUUAAUACGUUGCGUGUCCAGUGAACCUGAUUCUGAAAUUCUCUCUUCUUUUCUUUGGAUCCGGCUGCUUUGGAUCAGUCGCCUCUCAAAAGAUU